Closterium sp. Yama58-4 is the source of this 750-nucleotide messenger RNA. NCBI's taxonomy places the organism in Eukaryota, Viridiplantae, Streptophyta, Zygnematophyceae, Desmidiales, Closteriaceae. The record is from the annotation of a GenBank genome assembly.
AUGGCACGCUGGAUUGCCAACGCAGGCCCUGCCGGCGUCCCGCUCACCCUCGCGACGAUCCGCGACCAUGUCGCGGCGAUGGCGCAAGCGAACGGCGCGCCUCCGACAUUCCGUUGCAGCAUCGGCUGGGUGCGCCGUGCGCUGCGCCGCCAGGGUGUGCGCUUCAUGAGUGCCGUCGGCGAGGCGGCCGACCAGGAUAUGAACGCCGUACGCACGACAAAGGAGAAGCUUCCGCAGCUUCUCAUGCAUCUCGGCGUGCGACCGCGUGACACUUACAAUUUUGACGAGACGGCGCUUUACAUCAGCGUGCUUCCUCGCAAGACAUACGGCACGGGCAGGGCUGCCGGGCGGAAGCUCCCGAAGGAACGCCUCACCGUCGGCUUCUUGGUUAACGCGGAGGGGACACACGCCUUCCGUCCGCUCAUCAUCUCCAAGGCCAAGCGGCCCCAUGAUUUCAGGCCGAAUUUCGACCCCGAGGAGUAUUGCUACUGGCGCAACACUGCUAAGGGGUGGAUGACUAAGGCGUUUGACACCGCCAUGUACGCUGAGGGCCGCCAGGUUGUCGUGCUGCUCGACAACGCAAGCAGCCACACCCUGAUCACCGAGGGCGCGGAAACCGAAGACCUUUUCGGAUUCCGCACGAAGAAGCUCAACAACGUGCGCUUGGUCUACCUGCCGCCAAACACCACCUGCUUCACGCAACCCCUCGACCAAGGGAUGAUCGCCAUGGCGAAGGCGCGAUACCGCUAG